Molecule: messenger RNA, 1159 nt
Organism: Medicago truncatula (barrel medic)
Lineage: Eukaryota; Viridiplantae; Streptophyta; Magnoliopsida; Fabales; Fabaceae
Product: cytochrome b561 and DOMON domain-containing protein At5g47530
Exons: 2
Coding region: 14-1159 (381 amino acids)
Source: RefSeq, a predicted model, not a curated record
AUUUUCUUAAGCCAUGGCUUCGAUUCCAAAACUUCUUUUGCUUCUCACCCUGUUCACAUCGUUCAUCAACCUUACAACCUCACUACCAUGCAACUCGUACACUUUUCCAAAUAACCUUAACUUUGCAAGAUGCAGUGACCUACCCGUUUUAGAUUCCUCUCUUUAUUGGAACUACAAUCCAAAAACUAGUGUUAUCGAUGUUGCAUUCAAGAAAAUUAAUGUAAAGGAUUCUAGUUGGAUUGCUUGGGCCAUAAACCCUAAUUCGAAUGGCAUGAUAGGAUCGCAAGCUCUAAUCGGUCAUCGAAACUUUGAUGGAAGUUUCAAAGUCUAUACUUCACAAAUAACAAGUUACCAAACUAUGUUACAAGAGGGUAACAUUAGUCUUCCAGUUUAUAAUAUUUCAGGAAUGUACCUAGAUGGAAGCAUGAUGAUAUUUGCAAGUUUGGAACUUCCUAAAAACGUCAGUUUGGUUAAUCAUGUUUGGCAAGAAGGAUCAGUUUCUAGUGAUGGAAGAUUGAGAUCUCAUGCUUUGACUGGAGCAAAUGUUCAAAGUUUUGGAACUUUGGAUUUUCAAUCUGGAAAUAUUAUCUCCCAUAGUUUUGGUGGAAAAUUGAUGUCAAAAAUCAAACUAAGAAUCGUACAUGCAAUUUUUAAUGUUAUAAGUUGGGGAACACUAAUGCCAAUUGGAGUAAUAAUGGCUCGUCACUUGAAGAGAUUUGAAGGACCAACAGGAUCAACAUGGUUUCAAUUGCAUAGAGCAUGUCAAUCUAUAGCAUUAUUAUUGGGCACUGUUGGUUUUGCCACUGGUUUAUAUAUGGGAAACCAACCAGGAAUUCAUAACACACCACAUAAAUGUGUUGGAAUCACUCUAAUGACUUUGGCACUUGUUCAAGUUUUUGUUGCAAUUCUUCUUAGACCAAAGAAAGAUCACAAGUAUAGAAUAUGGUGGAACAUUUUUCAUUUCUUAGUUGGUUACACAACCAUUAUCUUAGCUAUAUGGAACGUCUUCAAAGGCUUUGACAUCUUGGGGGGAAAUAUCAUGUUUAAAAUUAUCUAUGCUUGUGUAAUUGGAUGUUUGGUUUUGAUUGGUUUGAGUUUAGAAGUUGUUGCUUGGAUUAUGUGGCUAUGGAACAAGAAGAGCAAAGAACUUGGAGUAUAG